ACGGUAUUUUCUUUAUUAUGGCACAUUUCGUACGGAACCAAGCCCCAAAAGGGGUUUGAGACGACAACAAGGUAUUCUUCAUUGGAGCCUCUGCAGGGUAGUGGCGUCUUCGGCCUCGUAAGACUGACGAUAUGUGGCACAAGCUCUGCUAGGGACCAACUAUGUCAGCAAACCGUCGCGAUAAGAAAGUUUUAUAACCCAUUCGCUACCGCGACUAUGGCAAAGGAUAUGUUCAGGGAGAUUAAAACCUUGAGACAUUUGAAGCAUGAAAAUGUGCUGAGCCUGGUUGAUCUUUAUAUUUCUCCCUCAGAAGACAUUUACAUCACCAUGGAGCUGAUGGAGGUUAACCUUCUAACAAUUAUGAGGACAAGGUCGAUUGAAGGCGAAUUUGUCCAGUACUUCCUAUAUCAGAUAAUGCGCGGGCUUAAAUACAUACAUUCAGCGGGUGUGGUCCACCGCGACCUGCAACCAAGCAACAUUUCGGUGACCGAGAAUUGCGACCUUAAGAUCUGCAACUUUGCGCACACCCAAGCUCAAGAACUUUGGAUGACUAGCGUUCCCGCCCAAUACUACAGGGCGCCAGAAGCCAUACUCUCGUGGUAUAAGUAUGACCAGCACGUUGAUAUUUGGGGUGCUGGUUGUAUACUUGCUGAGUUGCUCUUGGGGAAGGCUCUUCUUCCUGGUCAAAACUAUAUUCAACAGUUCCAUAUGAUUACGAAUUUAUUGGGUACACCAUCGAAAAGCACUAUAAGAAAAAUGGCCAACGAAGACGUGUGUACAAACUCAGCCCCCAGUUUAUAG
Penicillium odoratum is the source of this 801-nucleotide messenger RNA. RefSeq lists its product as uncharacterized. Lineage: Eukaryota; Fungi; Ascomycota; Eurotiomycetes; Eurotiales; Aspergillaceae. Gene Ontology annotation, cellular component: cytoplasm; nucleus. The transcript has 6 exons. Gene Ontology annotation, molecular function: ATP binding; protein serine/threonine kinase activity. Gene Ontology annotation, biological process: stress-activated MAPK cascade; protein phosphorylation; cellular response to oxidative stress. The annotation marks the transcript as partial. The record is from RefSeq and is a predicted model, not a curated record.